Messenger RNA from Microcebus murinus (gray mouse lemur), 1788 nucleotides. Lineage: Eukaryota; Metazoa; Chordata; Mammalia; Primates; Cheirogaleidae. The record is from RefSeq and is a predicted model, not a curated record.
AUGCCGCCCGUCGCCGAGACGCACCGCGCUCAGCCACAAUGCACCGCCGCGUCGCCGCAGGACGCAGGGCCGCACUACGAGCCCCACAAUGGCACGCCGCCGUCGCCGUUAGCUCGUGGCUUAUUCUGGUACCUGCUCAUACUCCCGGAGGGGAAAUGGGCCGGGGUCGCACCGCAGUUCACUGGGCCGGGCUGGAGGUGGCCGGCCGGCUGCAGCCUGACCUCUGCCCCGCAGCAGCCCGAGUACGAGGAGGACGAGGAGCCGGCGCUGGAGGGGCUGGAGCAGCGCGAGGUGCUCGUGCUGGGGCUGGAUGGCUCUGGGAAGAGCACGUUCCUGCGCGUGCUGUCGGGAAAGCCGGCGCUGGAAGGCCACGUGCCCACCUGGGGCUUCAACUCGGUGCGGCUGUCCUGCAGGGACUUCCAGGUGGACCUGCUAGAGAUCGGUGGCAGCCAGAACCUGCGCUUCUACUGGAAGGAGUUUGUGAAUGAGGUGGACGUGCUGGUGUUCGUGGUGGACUCGGCGGACCGGCCGCGACUGCCUUGGGCCCGGCAGGAGCUACACAAACUGCUGGACAGGGACCCUGACCUGCCUGUCGUCAUCGUGGCCAACAAGCAGGACCUGAGCGAGGCGGUGAGCGUGGUGGAGCUGCAGCGGGAGCUGGGCCUGCAGGCUGUCAACAGCCAGCGGGAGGUUUUCCUCUUGGGAGCCAGCAUCGCCCCCGAGGGGCCUGCGGGGGAACCCGGCACCGUGCACAUCUGGAAGCUGCUCUUGGAGCUUCUCUCCUAGGCGGGAGUCGGCGUCCUCAACCCCAGCCCUGGGGCCACAGGUCGAAGCUGCUGCUUUGGCACCAGCCUGGGCUUGGGGCAAGAGCCGGGUGGCAGCACUUCCCUCCUCCCCGUCUUGCCCUCUCAAGAGCAGGGCCCGGGCGAGGCCGAGCACCGUGCAGAUGCCUUCCCGAGGAGGUGGGCGAGACAGUCGGGGAGGGGGGUGUCUGGCUCGCUCCAGCCGGAAGGUGGAUCCCUUCUCUUGUCUGUACACUGAGACGCUCCGCGGGUUCGAUCCUCCCCUCCCUGCCGGUCCUUGCGGUGGAAGAACCAGUGUAGGUAUCAGAAAUACUCCUGGAGCCCCAAGGUCCCCCAGUCUAGACUGUUCCCUCCUCCCACGUGGGCGGGUUCUGGGUGGUCCGCAGUGAGCCCUUGCACCAGUCCUGCACUGUACAGCCCCAGCUCUGCCUGCCUGCCUGGCUUGUGCAGCCUCUGCCUCUCUGGCCCUCGGGCCAUCAUUUUCAAAAGGAGGUGAUUCCCAUGGUUUUUCCUAGUUUGGAGAUGCAUUUCCCAGCCAUGGAGAUAUGUAUGCAGUGCCGGGAUGAACCCCGAAAUCCCAGCAAGGAGCUUUCUGAAGACUCCCUGCUUCCCCUGAGCCAGGGCCUGGCCUGCCAGCCGCACUUGCCUACGGGGUGAGUGGUAUCCAUCCGCCAAACAGGACAAGCGAAGCCUGGUGGUUCUCUUUUCCUUAGCCUGGAGACAAGUAGCUGUGCGUGUGCUAACCGUGCCAAUGCCCGUGUUUACGUAAGUCUGGGAGAGGAAGGCGCUCUUGUCCCUGGGAAGAAGACGUCAGCUGUACCUGGGCGUGUCAGCGUCAGAGCUGCAUUUUAUUUAUUUAUUUAUAAGAAGAACAGGCCAAGGUUCUAGGCUUUGUUUCUAGGUGCUGUUAUCAAAACCCCAGAUGAUUGUCAUAGAAAACUUGGAACUUUGAGGAAAAUAGCUGGAAUCAUGAAGGACAGUGAGA